Molecule: messenger RNA, 450 nt
Organism: Peronospora matthiolae
Lineage: Eukaryota; Oomycota; Peronosporomycetes; Peronosporales; Peronosporaceae
Source: the annotation of a GenBank genome assembly
AUGUGUGGUAUCGAUGGCAGCGCCAGUGAAUUUGUUCGUUCUCUUGUUGUCAUGCUAAACAACUUCAAGGAGUCAGGGAUGAUCGUGCUCAACGCCAAGCAGUCAGGGAUUGUGGUGGCAACUAAAAAGAAGCGGAUUGUGAUACACCUGCCACCGCCUCUCUCGUCGACGAGCAAGCGGAUCAACAGUACCAUGGUGAACGUCUCCUACAGCGACGUCAUUGCGACGGUCUAUACCAGUACUUGGUACAGUGGCGGGGGUAUCCAGAGUAGAAAAACUCAUGGGAUUACGAAGUGCCACUGCGGCAGGAUCGUCCGUACGCCGUUGACUUUUUGGAUCGCUUCUAUAAGGUCAGUCGACCCAUACCGCUAUCCACUAGUCGGUGUGGGAGUGGAGAGGUUUGCUUCAGCAGAUGCACUGGUGCGCGGGUCCGUAGAUGCCGAAGCAUAG